Molecule: messenger RNA, 1351 nt
Organism: Dermatophagoides farinae (American house dust mite)
Lineage: Eukaryota; Metazoa; Arthropoda; Arachnida; Sarcoptiformes; Pyroglyphidae
Source: RefSeq, a predicted model, not a curated record
UUUUCGUAAACAACAAAAACAACAACCAAGUGUUAAUGUUUUAUUAUUCGAAUUGUGAUUAAAUUUUUUCUUUCCUUCUUAAUUUGGAAUGUAACCCGAUACAUUCUGGUUUCGUCGUCGUCGUCGUCAUAGCAAUCAUUUCUUUGUUGUUUUCUUAAUUUGUACAUUUCAUGAGUCCCUAUUUUUGGCAAUGAUUUGAUCUAUUUUUCAAUUUUUAUCUUUAUUUUUCAGUCAUAAACAAUUUUUGAUUUGAAAUUUUUACAAAAAGAAAAAGACAACAGCAGCAACAAAAUGGCUAUCGAAGACACAUUUGGCUAUCGUUUCGUGAGAAUGUCACUAAUGUUAUUGAAUUGUUUAGUAUUGAUACGAUUAAUAUCAUUACUAUUGCAAUAUUCACACAUAUUCGAUCCAACAUUUGUUUUGUUCAUAUUAUUGAUUGGCUCUAAUUUUAUGGCAGCAAUCAUUGGUUCAUUUCGUGAACAUCGAAUUACCGUGCUGAUAACCGGUAGCCUGACAUUGAUAAUGUUUUUGUCACUAUUAUUUACGAAUAAAGAGAAUAAAAAUCUCAAUGUAUCAUUAUUCACCCUUUUGGCUAUCGCUGCUCAAUCGUUAAUAUUUUCCGAAAUGCUUAAAGAACGACAAAUAUUUGCUCAAAGACAAAAUUUGGAUCUAUGGAGUGCAGCAACAACAUCAUCAUCACGUCGACAACAUACAUCAACAACAACCAAUGGUCCAUUAACCGCUGUUGUUGUAUAUCAACCUCCGGGUAGUACAAAUCGUAGCCAAACCGGUGGUAUAUUUAUGGUCGAUCCAAUAUUGGGUACAGAAUUACCGAAAGAUCCACCACCGUCAUAUUUUGCAGCUAGCUGUCCACCACCGAAAUACGAAGAUGCGAUCAAAUUGAAUGCCUCAAACAUUGUUCUACCACAACUAGUACAACAACAAGCAGCAGCACCAAACGCUGUUACUUCUCCGGAGGAAGUACUUCCCACCAAUUCAUCUACAACAGCAACAACAACAACAACGACCUCAUCAUCGUCAUCAUCAUCAUCACCAUCCAUUCCAGAGGAUAAUACUAAUACUAACAAUAAUGAAACAAAUGUGACAACCUCAUCGAACAAUACGACCAACAAUAAUAAUCAAAUACGAACAACGGAAACAAUAUCAGCAGCUGUAGCUGCAGCGGCUGCCAUAGCUCAGCAACAACAAAAAGAAGAUAAUGAUCCUAAACAAGAGCAGAAAGUGGAUUGAUUUAUGCCCAAUGUAUCAAAUGAACUCUUUUAUCAUCAUCAUCAUCAUCAUUGAGUAGCAUCUGCAUUUAUGGAAGGACAGAAUCUCAUCAUUUGUUUGU